This is a messenger RNA of Saccharomyces kudriavzevii IFO 1802, 726 nucleotides long. It is a transcript of the gene FUB1, whose product is annotated as Fub1p. The transcript has a single exon. NCBI's taxonomy places the organism in Eukaryota, Fungi, Ascomycota, Saccharomycetes, Saccharomycetales, Saccharomycetaceae. The coding region runs from base 1 to 726 and encodes 241 amino acids. The record is from RefSeq and is a predicted model, not a curated record.
AUGAUUGAAAGUAAAGUUGAACUGGUGGCGGAAUUAGUGUUAGAGUCCAUAGGUAAGACGGAUGUGGUAUCUCGCCACACAUUGGGGGCGCAAUUAAGCCAAGUUAGUUUCCACAUCGCAGCUUCGUCGGAAGAGGAGGGUGCGUCAUCUCCCUUUGAGCUAACGGUGGUUCAGACGUUGAAUGACAAAGACAAGUACACUGUGGUUAUCUGCCAUGGUUCGUCGGUCACUAUGGCAUGCCUGGUGAGUUACAACGACUUCAAACUGCCCACAGAACUGAGGUGGCCCCUGGAAAGAGAAGCCUUGCCCGUAGAGCCAGAUUUGAAACCUGUGCUCACACAGCUCAAGAAACAGACCACUGAUAGUGCUGAGAUACCAAAGUUCGACGAUGAGUACCAGGCACAAACAAGACAGAAUCAGGGAGCUGCACCACUGAAUCCGUAUCCGGGACUCACAGUAACCGAACCGAGCUUUACAAAUCCGGAAAGUGGGUAUGCGGACCGUGAUCUGUAUCCUAUGGGUACCAGCCAUCCAGACUGGUCUCGAGGUCUUCCCAAUCCUUUGGGCGCUCCAGGCAGCCAAGGAGGUAUGAUAUUCGACCCAAAUAGAAGGCCUCCUCAAAGGCGAGAAGACAUGCCACCGGGGUGGAUGCCUGGUUCGAAAUACGACGAGCCAUUUGGACCCGGGUCUAGUGGAUUUGGGAGUUCAGGACCCGGAUUUUUUUAG